AUGGAGAAAGCGGAAGGGGAAAAUCAAACGUCUAUCACAGAAUUCAUCCUGCUGGGAUUCGGGAAUCUCCCUGGACUGCAAAUUCUGUUCUUCUUGCUGUUUCUAGGGAUCUACAUAGUCACCAUGGCUGCAAACAUGCUCAUUGUAGCGCUAGUUGUGGUUGAUCAGAACCUUCACACCCCCAUGUACUUCUUCCUGGGGAAUUUGUCCUGCUUGGAGAUCUGCUACACCUCCACCAUCCUGCCCAGGAUGCUGGCCACUUUCCUGACUGGGGACAGAACCAUUUCUGUUUCAGGCUGCAUGGUUCAGUUUUAUUGGUUUGGUUUCCUAGCAACUGCUGAAUGUUAUAUGUUAGCUGUUAUGUCUUAUGAUCGGUACUUAGCGAUAUGUAAACCCCUGCGCUAUGCAACACUUAUGAAUGGCAGGUUCUGUAUGCAGCUAGCAGCUGGAUCUUGGUUAAGUUCACUCAUCGUUCUAUCCAUAUUAAUAUCUUUUAUGUCACAAUUAGCCUUCUGUGGCCCUAAUGAAAUUGAUCAUUUCUUUUGUGAUCUCACCCCAGUUACUAAUCUCUCCUGCAGUGACACUUGUCUGGUUACCCUGGCGACCCUCAUCUUCUCUUCCAUAAACAUCGUUCUUCCAUUUCUUUUGACCCUGACAUCUUAUGCUUAUAUCAUCUCCACUAUCCUGAGAAUCCCUUCCACCACUGGGAAGCAAAAGGCCUUUUCCACCUGCUCCUCCCAUCUUAUCGUGGUUACAGUUUUCUAUGGGACCCUAAUAACUGUCUACGUGUUACCAAACACCGGGGCCCUGAGAGCCCCAAAUAAAGUGUUUUCAUUCUUCUACACAGUCUUGACACCCCUGAUCAAUCCCCUCAUAUACAGUCUGAGAAACAAAGAGGUCAAGGAGGCCAUGAGGAGAGCUCUGCAGAAAUUCCAAUUCCCACUGAAAUCAAGGGAAAGGUUCCCAUUGACCUUCAAGGGCUCUGCAUCAGGCUACUCUUCUUGUGUGCAUCACAACCUUUCCCACAACAAAACAAAUGAACUAAAAAGUUACCAGCUGGUGUGA
This is a messenger RNA of Emys orbicularis (European pond turtle), 1065 nucleotides long. RefSeq names its product olfactory receptor 11A1-like. The transcript is spliced from 2 exons. Gene Ontology annotation, molecular function: G protein-coupled receptor activity; olfactory receptor activity; odorant binding. Gene Ontology annotation, cellular component: membrane. Lineage: Eukaryota; Metazoa; Chordata; Testudines; Emydidae. The coding region runs from base 1 to 1065 and encodes 354 amino acids. The record is from RefSeq and is a predicted model, not a curated record. Gene Ontology annotation, biological process: G protein-coupled receptor signaling pathway.